Molecule: messenger RNA, 6962 nt
Organism: Branchiostoma floridae (Florida lancelet)
Lineage: Eukaryota; Metazoa; Chordata; Leptocardii; Amphioxiformes; Branchiostomatidae
Product: basic helix-loop-helix domain-containing protein USF3-like
Exons: 6
Coding region: 129-6962 (2277 amino acids)
Molecular function (GO): protein dimerization activity
Source: RefSeq, a predicted model, not a curated record
ACACCCCCGCAAUAACAACAAAGUGGACUGAUCCGGUUAUGGUAAUUUGUCAAAAUGGCGGCACCCAAGUUCGUCUCCGAGCCCACCACCUACGAGAAUCCUGCUAAUUUUGCCUUAUAAGUUUCACCAUGGCCUCGGUGACGAUGCUGAGAGAAAGCGCAGGAUCUGAGGGAUCGGUGAACGUCGGACCAGAGCUGGCUGGUGAUCUCUCCGCCGAACAGACGGACCGUCCCGCUGGCCAAGCCCAGGUGAUGGCAUCCCAACCUGAACAAAAGUCAGACUCGGGGGUGAACAACAGCCCUAGUGGUCCUGACUCCGCUCUGGCACAGCAACAAGCCGACUUCAUUCUGGGCCAGUCAGAAGCGGACCCCAGUUUGAGACCAGUGGUGAAUGCCUCGUCUGUGUCGACCCCAGGACUCCAGCAGGGCGUGGUCCCAGUCCACCUGAGCCCAGGUGUGACCAUCCUACCAGGUGUGGCGAACAACGCUGGGCUCAUCACCAACUCUGUGGAACAUGAGCAGAGGAGGUACAGGAAGAGGGCAGUGCAUAAUGAAGUUGAGAGAAGAAGAAAGGACAAGAUAAAUGCAGGUAUCCUGAGGAUUGGAGAACUUCUCCCCUGCACACAGCAGGAAAAGCAAGUUGUGAGUAAGCGAGGCAUCCUUGACAAGGCCUAUGACCACAUUGUGAAGCUCAGUAAGGAACAUGAGCACAUGCUGAUGAAUGGAGGCUCACCCGUACAAGCCAUGGAGAUCCGGAGACUGAGGGAACAGAUUAACGAACUGACAGUGGAGAAGGAGAGGUACGAGAAAGUGCUGGAUAUGCACGGGAUCUCCGUCAGCCAAGACCCCACCCUGAUGUGGAAGGGCAAGACCAAGGCAGUCAGUCCCGCAGGGCCGUAUAAGUCCGUCGCGCCGCUGGUCAUCCGUCACAUGAAGACAGAGGGCCAACAAGUCGCAAUAGGCAGUGCAGGAGUCAGUCCGUUAGCUAGUGGACUGAAUACGCUGGCAAGCAGUAAGGUAGGGGAGAUCCCGCUUGUACAGGCACCCAACGGACUGCAACAGGCAGUCCAUACAGGGAUGUCUGGACUUCUGAUGACGAAGCCAGCAGCCAGUUCGUCUGUGGUCAGCCAGCAAGUUCCUGUGGGACAGACUGUGGUCAAUCAGGCUGGGGGGCUGGUCAACCUGGUCCAAGUCCCAACGCCAGCAGUCAAAGUCUUCCCUUCCGUCGUGGGGAGUUCAGCGGGGCCCGGAGCCCUUCAGGUCAACCCUACAAUCAACACAGCAAACAUGGCGCUGGUGUCGCCACUUUUGAGCGCCGGGAGUGGAGCGGUGCUUGGCUCGCAGCCCUGCGCCUCCACCGUACAGACUAGCGUGGCAAAAGUUCCACAAAAUGCAGUGCAGAGUGGCAUGACGCCCGCAGUCAUCCCAAUCCUAGGUAGCGUACCGAAUGCCUCUGUGGGCACGUCCCAUGCAUUGAACACCCCGUCGUCGGUAUCUCCGUAUCUCAUACAGCCACAGAACUCUCUACUGGGACAGAACAUGCUGGGUACAAACUCUGUUCUGGUCAACACAGCUUCCCAAGUGGGGGGUGUCCAGAACCCUGGCUAUGUAACUGUCACCGUCAUGCCAAACAACAUGCCCAGCGUGCAGGAGGUACCUGGCAAUGGGCAGCCAGUUCUGAUGCCAGCGGGUCAGGUGGGGAACCCGGGUCUGUCUGCCAACCAAAUCCAGUACCUUCCCACGGGGAUUCCCCAGAACAUUCAAGGCUCUGUGAACCAAAUGAGCGCGACGGAAACGAUUCAUCAAAACCAGCAGUUUUCCAACAUGCUUGGUACUCAGAACGUGAACGCUGUCAGCAUGCUUCCCGUAAGUGCCUGUACCAACCUCACCAAUGUGUCCCAGAGCACUGCCGUGCCAAGACUCUCCACCGGGAUCACAAAUAGCCUGACUUCCCCUGUUCUGAAUAACGUCACAAAGCCGGUCACAAGCAUGGUUUGGUCCACCACAAGUGUUCCCAGAUCUGGAGGGCCCAACAAUAUCCAGGUGCCGGGAGUGAACGGCAUGCAGGUGGUCGCCGGUCCGACCAUCAACUCCAGCGGGACCCUGAAGCUUCCUCUGCCCAGUAACCCCAACGUGGUGCCCAACAUGACGGGGCCCAUGUUCACCAUCCUGCAGGGGCCCGGCAACCAGAUCAUCCUCAUGCCCGUGGUCACCAGCGCGGGGUCGGGGACCAGUCUUCCUCAAGCUUUGUCGUCUUCCAGCAGUGACAGCAAGAAAAAGUCAUCAAAGAAGUCCAGCAAGAAAAAGGCCCCGAAAAGUGCUGAAAAGGGGGCAAAAGCAACAGACUCUAGCACACAGAGCAAGCAGAAGAAUAAAGUGGCUUGUUCCACACAAAAUGGGAAACAGACAACACAUGCAGGGCUAGUAAAAUCCUCUACAACUGUAGAUAGUCAAGCAAUAAUGCAGUCUGGAGGUACAACUUUAGUGAACCAGUCCCCAAGUCAGGCCACUCCAGUCAUGUCGCUGCCAAAUUCUUCGGGAACCACUCAUGUGAACACAACAGCUACAGUUGGGACUUCAACAGUGACAUCUACCCCUUACCUCCUACCACACCCAGGCAUGCAGGCACAAGUGCCUCAUGCGUCUCUACCAGUGAACAUUAUCAAUCCAACAUCUUCCAUGGCAUCAACAUUGGCCAAUGUAAGCUCGGGUAGUCAGACUGUGGCAACACCGAGUAAUCCGUCUCUUUCGGCUGCAGCUGGCCCGCAGGUGUCCUCAGGCCAGGCCCCUCUGAUGUUCCCCGCCGUCUCCCCCCUGCAGCUGCCGUGCCCUGUAAACCACACCUCCGUCGUGCCAACACCCACAGCUUUCCUCACCAACCAAAGCUCGCAGUUCAACCAAAACCUCAACAAACUCGGCGGUGGGGGAGCCGUGCAGGUGCCUGUCGGUGGGGGAGUGCAGUUACUCUCUCUCCCCUCAGUGAGUAACCCAAUGGUGCCAUUUAACAAUCCCCUCCAAGUGAACACAACUCAAACUGCAACUGUUGGUACCAGCCAGAACACACAAGACAUUCUUGCAAAAGCUGCGGAGUCCAUAUUUUCAGCACAGUCUCCUGAUCUGUCGUCGCCAUCCGAGCAGCCUCUGUUCAGCAGUCUCCAGGUGUCACAAGCCUGCUCAACUUCAGCUCCUACAAAUUCAGGCCAGCAAACCUGUAAUGUUGCCAUGAUUUCAACUAAUUCUCAGAAUAUAGGUGUCACAACAUCUUCAAACAGUAAAAGCCAGUAUCACAUUCUAACUCAUGCUGCUGGAAAUGCUGAACACAAUAAGAGAACAGAGUUGGCUGAUCACCAUCCUACCAGUCAUCUGGCCUGUAGGCAAGGUCGUGAAACUGCACCACAGAGUUUAGGAACAUCAAUGCCAUUUAUGGGUAACAAACAACAUCACAUUGGCCUGCAAGGCAAUGCCUUGAGUUUUAGUGGUGCCCAAAAUAGUGGAGUCGUAGAAUUAAGCAAUGUGAACAGCCAGGUUACUGAUUCCGCUGCAAUGCAACAACAGAGACACAGCAGCGGGCACCAUGUUGGCCUUCCCAAGCAAGUGUCCACUCCUCACACUGCAGUCUGCCCUGUGCCCAUGCCAUCAGGUAAGUCCAGAACAAAAGCAAAAGCAAAGCCAAGUGAAGGGAGCAAAGCAAAGGCAAAGGAAAGGAAAGGCAAAAGUGCUGGUUCUAACAAGUCUCAGGCAAAGGGUAACUCCACAAGCUUAACCUCUACUUGUAAGGGAGGCAUUGCACCAUCAGUGUCAGCAGCUUCUGAAGGCACUGUCACAACUUCCAAGGACUCAAGAAGUACUGAUAUGCAAGGACUAUCACAAGCAAAUGUAUCAGCAAUAGGUAGCAACAGUAACAAUUCAGUUAGAGAGCAGACCUCUGCUGUAUUCAGUACAAAUGCCCCAGUUGGGCUGAUUCCCUCUCCAGUCCCAAUUCCUGCGCAGCUGUCCAAGACUGCCACCCCCAUCAGCAGUGUGGUUACCCAGGCCCAGGGCAGUGCAGGAACUCCAUCUCAGGGUAGAACUGUGGUGCAACCAAGAACACCAACCAAGAACAGCAGGCUGAGCUACUCAGCGGAGGCUCUGAUAGGAAAUACCGCCUCUGGACCUCCCCCUGGUCAGGAAACACCCCAAUCUAAUGCAGAGAAAACAGUGCCUAGCCCGCAUGGGACCCCAAAAAGGCCACCCAACUCCCAGUACAACAACCUCAGACCAGAAGCAACCAUUGCCAGAUCUGUGAUUUAUUCUCCGGAAGUGCAAUCAGGAAAAACACCAGGACAGACUCAUGCGCAGAAUGUGACAAACCCUGUGGAGGGGCAGGGGAGGGACCCUGUGCCUUCUUCUCAAGCUGGUGGUUUUCUGUACGUUCCUUGGUUAAAUAGACCCACCACAACAAAUCAUGGUAAUCAAGCCUCAACAAGACCAUCAUCUUCCUCCACAACAUCAACUGUAAAUGCAAAAUCUUCCGCAGGGACCAGGCCGCCACCCGUCCCUCCUGCUGUAACAUCCACAGUGCAGAAAUCACCCACCUUUUCAUUCUUCCCUCUUCAGCCUGACCUUUUCAACCAGACUCCUCAAGCUGCUGGAUACUUUCCUCCACCAACAGCAUCCUCAAAAAGCUCCAAAACAUCCAUGCCACCACCGAACAUCACUCCAACUUCACAUCUCAUCCAAAACAAGGAUAUCAGCAGCAUUAGGCCCGCUGAUUCUGCCGACCGAGUCGGACCCCAGUCAGCUGCAGGAAGGUGGGACGGAAGGAAUAUCUCCUCACUGCUGAGCCCAAGGCUUCAUCCGCACUCUCACCAGCACUCUCGUUCCGAGCAGAACACCUCUCCGGCAACGUCUGACGCAUCCAGGCUGUUGACGGGAUCAAAAUCACACGGCAGCAUUCCUGCAACUGGAGCAAGUACUGUAUCCUGGGGGAACCAGGGUCUCAGCCAGAGGAUCCAAAAUCAGACCAACAGCACCAUAGAAAGCCAGAAAUCACAGCAGCCUGUCGGACGUGAGGGUGGUCCUAUGCGACAAUUGAACAGUGUUGACUGCAGGACUUCAUCAAACCCCAGCACACAGUUGAUGGCAAGUGUCCAACAACAGAGAACAGUGGAGACCAAUGACCAACGGGUGCCUGCGGUCCCACGCCGGGGAGGAGAAUCCAGGGUCAACACACACAGCGGCCGGUCAGAACAAAUGGAGCCUCCGCAGAGACAGGACAGACCAAGACCGUCGCCUCAGGGCACCGUAGGAAGACAGGGACCAGCCAAGACCAGGAACAAUCCUUGGCAGGGGGAUCAACAGAGCCCUGCCCAGGCAAAUGGUCAUGAAGUUGCAACAUCACAAACUAGUCCUCGCUUGCCGGUCCAGAGCCCCCAAAGAACUCAUGCUGAUACCCUAUCAGGUGGUAGGGUUGUUCAGCAGGCUGGUAGACCUGAUACUGCACAGAACAUGGCAGGGAGGCAGAUCCAAAUUACCGAACAACAAGCAUCCAGUCCACGAACGGCCACUGCAAAUGUGACCAGGAACCCUCAAAGCUUUGUGGCAACUCUUGGACAUCCUACAAACAACAACAGCAUCGACCGCUCCCCUAGGCACCACAACGGGCCCAUGUCAGUGGAGCCCGAGUCUCCUUCCUUCUCAAACCAAAGGCCCAGCUCGGGAGAGAGCCAGGCUGCCAGAAAGAACAAAAGGCAACGGGAAGCUGAGGAACAACAGCCAAAGAGACUCAAGCCUACGGACAAUAAUCAGACCAUGAGAAGUAGCCAGCCAGUAUCAGAAGGGAACAAUAGCAGACAAAAGAAUUCAGAGAGGCCAAUGACUUGGACAAUAGUUCACAGAGAAGCUGCGGGAACGCAGGCAGGAUCUCACCAUAUAGUACCGCAGCCCAUGCAAGACUUAAACGGUGUGAGAACAUCUGCUUCUGACGUGAACCAUGGGCAAGUUGUGAACGGUCACGGCAGGGAACAUCUCCCACCGCCGCACCCGCCAAGGCUGGCAACUUCUCACGACUUCUUCAACCCGGCCUUCAACAUCCACCCCAGGGGCCAGGACAUGCACAGGCACAACAUCCAGCCCAGGGCCCCGUUUCCCGGCCCCGACUUCCAGAGAGAUGGCCGGCCACAUGGCACUGCGCCUUCCACACAACAUAAUCCUCAGUCAAACCUCAACACCUCGGCUUCCUUUCUUCCGGGUAUGCCAACACCGGCGUCAGAGGCGAGUCGCCCACACAGCCGAGCUCACGAGGUGAGCCAGUUCUACACCAACUUCAACCCACCCAAGCAGGUCCAUGGAGAUGUUCCCCUGCCUACUUACCUUCCCAACCAGGUGCUUGCGUCACAGCCCCCGCGUCUUCCUGAGGGCCGUGCCGAAAUUGCAACCCCGUUUAACCCCUUCUCACCGCCCAGACCCGCAGGGUUACCCUUGAACUUCUCCCAGAACUUCCCAGUUGUCCCAGACGGGAACAUCCCACGUACCACCUUCAACCUCCCCCCUGCGGUGACCAGCGGCCCCCCCGCCAACACCCUCGUCAACUCUCUACCUCCCCCUCCCCCACCCAUCACUCCCCACGUGCCUAACUUCGGCAUGUUUCCCGAGGUCCCCCACAACGUGGCAGGACCGCAGAACGACAACGCAGCAGCCCUGGGUGUGCCCCAGCUGCCCUUCCACACCAGCCCCAUGCUGAGCCAGGCGCACGGCGACCCGCACCACCCGGGCCUCAGGACGGGACCCCUCAUAGGGGCGCGGGCCAAGGAGAGCUUCAUGCACAGCGCCAUGAGCAUACAGAACAUCCUGGGGAAGGGUCAGCACCCUCCGCUGGAGGACCCAGCGGCCAUGAACCACGGGAUCGGUGCGGGGAUGGGACCUAGUUAUCACACAUCUGCAUUCAGCAAUGCCGUCCACGCCUUCAACUUUCCCCCUCCAUGA